Aspergillus japonicus CBS 114.51 is the source of this 1560-nucleotide messenger RNA. RefSeq lists its product as uncharacterized. The record is from RefSeq and is a predicted model, not a curated record. Lineage: Eukaryota; Fungi; Ascomycota; Eurotiomycetes; Eurotiales; Aspergillaceae. The transcript has a single exon. Bases 29 to 1078 code for a protein of 349 amino acids.
CGAAAAACGAGUCAGUCGGUUCUGAACGAUGCCCCCAAAACUUACACCUGUGUCGCCAGUUACGGUCCCCGCGGAGACAUGGCGGCAGCUCCUUCGAUCACUCCUGCGCGAGGCAUCCUAUCUCCCCGACCCCGUUGCCAAAGGCUACAUGCAUCGCUAUGUUCUCAGUCGAUUCCGACACUACGCGGACAACCCCAGCUUCGAAGAACGGAAUGAUCUCUGGCAACGCUGGCGAUUGCGGAAGACAGCCAUCAAGGGCCUGUCAGUACUACGAAGAGCCAAUGAAGGUUAUAUGAAACCACUCGAGAAAGUCCUACGCAUGGCAUAUGGUCGCAGCGGGAGUCGGAGAAGGCAACUCGUUCUAGACCUAAUUGCUCGAGCGACUCCGCCUUCGGAGCCGAAACCCAAGUGUUUGGAAGAUCUUCUGGCCAAGAGUAGCAUGACAGAGGACUGGAAACCGCCUGAGGUCGUUCAAGAUCUGUUGAAGGCUCAGCUCCAACAACCUUUGCUUCAACACCUCGAUGCCGCCCCAAGACUCAAGGAUUUCGAGCCAGUCAUACCCGAAAAGAAUGCAUGGGCUAGGCCGCUUCCACAUUGCCGACGAAGGAAUAUCAGAAAGGAAUGGUACAGCAGAGUCUUGGCCAACCUCCUUCCACCAGUCCCACCCCGCGAGCUAUGGCUUCUUGAAGGUCUAAUAUCAGGCCGAUUGCCAUGGACGCCACCUAAAAGAAGGAGAGCCAUUGGAGCUGCAACUGCUCCUCCAUCUGAGCCAAAACUUGAUGUCGACUUCCUGGUGGAUGGCCCAAAGAAGGGACAGACGUUCAAGCCCUAUGCCGGCGGGCGACCUCAUGUGUUCACACGUCGGCUCAUGGUCAGAGCUUGGAUGCGCAUCUCAACUCUAAUACCCCGCGUUCUCAGAUAUAGAAAGGACGGGACUGGGAACCCAAAGCACAGGUUUACAUGGAAACGAGAAUCUCCAACCAAAACAAUACUCCCGGCGAGAAGGGAAAUGAGUGCUGAGGUUUUUGAGGGCGUCGAUUCUCGGGGGAGAUUGCUCGCAGAUCGACCGAAGCAAUAGCAGCAAGGCAACGUCCAACUUCAAGACGCACCUAAUGUCAAGACUUACUAACAUACACACUUUUUGAGACACUACUUAAGGGAAUUUGAAAUACGCCUUCAAGACUGCAUCAUACCCCGACAAAUGGGUCUUUCGGAUGCUCACAGCAAGCGCUCCUAUCAAUCUCCCCUAGGGAUAACAGUUCCGCAUGAUCCGAACUUGCCCAAACUCAUUGAUAUAUGGCUGGCUUCCGGCCCGAACGAUCCAGGGUCCGUUGACCGGCUUCUCUCGUUCGAUGCCAUAAGGCCAGAUGUCCUCCAUGGUCAGACGAAAAUCAUCAUUCGGCUCCCCAUUCUUGAUCCUCAACUUGUCGAAGAGACAUAUGCCGCAUAGAAGACUAUGCCCGUGUUGCCCACGAGGGCGCCCUCUUGCUUGAGGAACACGUGCAGCAGACCGGAGUUGAUCGUCUUGUCGCCCCCAGGGAAAGCCGCCUUGGCCGCAUC